UUCGGUGCGUGUUUAGUUGUGGCUUUGGAUUAAGAUGUGGAUCUAUCUUUUGAUAGGCAUCAUUACCAGUUUGGUGCUGUUUGUUCGUCGGAAGUAUUUGUUUUGGGAACGACAACGUGUACCCUUUAUUAAACCAAAAUUUCCUUUCGGAAACUUACUGGUCAAUGGAAAACGGGUCCAUACGUCCCAGUUGACUACUUAUUACUACAAUGAACUCAAGGGCAAGAAGCAUCCCAUUGGUGGAGUAUUCUUUUUCACAACCCCGUUUGCUGUUGUGCUGGAUCGAGAACUGAUGAGGAAUGUUUUAAUUCAGGAUUUUCAGCAUUUCCACGAUCGAGGGUUGUAUUACAACGAAAAGGAUGAUCCAAUAUCAUGCCAUUUGUUUAACAUCGAAGGGAGCUACUGGACCAAUUUACGGAAGAAACUGUCCCCGAUAUUUUCAUCUGGGAAGCUGAAGCUCAUGUGUCCAAUGGUCAUAACCAUUGCCGAACGUUUCCAAAAAUGUUUGUCCAAAAGCAUCAGCCAGAAUCAACAGGAGGCUGAGAUGAAAGAGUGGCUCAAUCGAUUCACGGUCGAUGUUAUAGGAACGUGUGCAUUUGGAAUCGAGUGCAACAGUUUGACCAACCCCGAGGAAGAGUUUCGAAAAAUGGGAGUGAAAAUGUUCCAUGUGGCCAACAGCAGAAUCAUCAAAUUUUUCUUCAUAUCGUUGUUUAAGAACCUGGCCAAGAAGGUACAUAUUAAAUCUGUGCCUGAAGAUGUGUCGGAGUUCUUCUUCAAGGUCAUUCGCAAGACGAUCGCAUUUCGUGAGAUGAACCAUGUUCUGAGGAACGAUUUUAUUAAUCUUUCGAUGCAGCUGAUGGCGGAUGGAAAGUUAGAGGGAUCGGAUGAAGACGUGGGAAAGAUAACGCUGAACGAAGUGGUAGCACAAUCGUUUGUAUUUUUCUUAGCUGGUUAUGAAACGUCAAGCACAGUGAUGAUGUUCUGUUUGUACGAGUUAUCGCUGCAAGAAGAUAUCCAACGGCGUGCGAGGGAAAACGUGAUAUCAGCUGUUGCAAGACACGGAGGUUUGAAUUAUGAUGCCUUGAUGGAUAUGGGUUAUCUAGAUCAGUGUGUCAACGAAACCAUGAGAAAAUAUCCACCGGCGGGAAAUUUGGGUCGUUGUGUCACCAAAGACUACAACAUUCCCAAUACAAACAUUACGCUGAGGAAGGGAUUGAACGUGGUGAUCCCUGUGCAUGGAAUCCAUCACGAUGCGGAGUACUAUCCGGAUCCCGAACGAUUUGAUCCGGAGCGGUUCAGUGCGGAGGAAUCGACCAAGAGAUUACCGUUUACUUUUAUGCCCUUCGGGGAGGGUCCACGUAACUGCAUUGCUGCUCGAUUCGGAAUGCUAAUGGCCAAAGUCGGAGUGGCAUCGAUGUUGAUGAGAUUCCAAUUUUCCAAGUGUUCCAAGACCGCUGUACCAUUGGUAAUAUCCCCAAAGCAUGCGUCGAUGUCUCCCGAGGGAGGAAUGUGGUUGAAAGUGAAGGAGAUCAAAUAGGAAGGGUAUGUUAUUUGAAGAAAUAGCAGUACUGAAAAAAUCGUCUUUAAGGAACAGUCAUCACACAGUUAUGGAUAACCCACAGAUACCUGAUCUGUUGAUUAAAUACAAAAUUUCUUAUCAAAUUGAUGAGCAAUUAAAUAAAAAAAAUACGUGUGCUAUUAAUCUCGAAAAAUGUGCAAUUAAUUCUAAUAAACUUUUUAACAAUAAAUGACGCAUUUCCAAGUGCAAAUACUAUCACA
Aedes aegypti (yellow fever mosquito) is the source of this 1779-nucleotide messenger RNA. RefSeq names its product probable cytochrome P450 6a14. Gene Ontology annotation, molecular function: heme binding; iron ion binding; oxidoreductase activity, acting on paired donors, with incorporation or reduction of molecular oxygen. The transcript has 2 exons. The record is from RefSeq and is a predicted model, not a curated record. Bases 35 to 1537 code for a protein of 500 amino acids. NCBI's taxonomy places the organism in Eukaryota, Metazoa, Arthropoda, Insecta, Diptera, Culicidae.